AUUCAGGGAAGUUGAGGCGGUUACCGCGCAACACUCAGAGCUGCUGCGAGAUCGGCCUGCCGCGUGGUCUCGCCGGUUAGCCCUGUUUUCUUACUCCGGACGCAUCGCCACCUCAUUUGAGCGCCUCACGUUUUGGCAGUCAUGCAGGAAGCCCAUUCGCCGACGAGAACCGGGGUCAAGGUCGCUUGGUCCGAUAACACGCGCUCUCAGGGACCGUUCAACUUAGUGGCAAGCUCGCUGGCUGGCCCGAAGAUACGCAAUGCGUCUCAUCGAAAGCUGUCUGUUUCCCUCGACAGCGUUCGGGCACGCGGAGCACCGGUUGAGUUUCCUGGCUCAUUCCCUCCAACGCCACAUGAUCCGCCCCAUUCUGCUCGUGAUGCAUCUGUCGCAGCCCAGCCGGAAACCUCUUGGUCGGAUCGUCACCGUUAUCCGUCUCUUCUUGCCGAAAUGUUUACUGCAGGCAGCGAUACGCUUGAAUCCAGUGCUGCUCCGGCGUCACACGCGCUCGAGAGCUCGCACGAAGACUUUCUGAAUGGAUCGUUGGGAUCGCGCAGGAUGACAUCUCGCCAUGGAGCAUCUCAAGAUCAGCAAGGUAACACUCUGAGCAUCGGCCAAGCCUCCGACCCGCGACUGAUUACACCCACAAAGGUGGCCAAGAGUCCGAGUGUGCCGAGGGGGAGACAAGCGCAACUGAUGCCGAAGGAUGAGAUAAUGCCCACCUCGCGCCAUUUGCUAGCCGAGACUGACGCCCCCUCGACCGGUACAUCAGAACUGGCGCGAUUCCUAAUGUCCACGGGCCCUCAGGAUCACGGUCGGCUCGCGCGACAUGGCGCAGGAGCUGACGAUGGAUUACCGCCCCUGGCAUCCCCCGCGGGACAUUGGAAGUCGGGUCGUCUGAUGUCAAAGCUUUCAUCGCGCUUGAAUGUGGAAGGCAAGUUCAAAUCGAACAAAGCACUGGCAAGCAGUGCGGGAGGGAGUCCCAUCGACGAUGCGUCGAACUCCUCGGCAGCUUCCACGGAGGCCCAGAAUGCCAUUUCUCGCGAGUUUGACGCCCAGCUCAACUCUGCUAAUCUCAUCAAAAAGGUCCUGCCGAAUGGCACCAGCUUCUUUACCACGGAAGGCCAUCGUGCUCCCGCAUCCAAAGCAAACUUGGACUCUCGGGCAUCCGGUCGCAGCAUCUUGCGGUCUGAUCCCCCCACACCAAGCGUUCGAACCGGGUCAAAGCGCGACUCUUACCUUCAGCGGAAACCACCUCCCAGCAUGAUCCCUCGAGUCACGGUCCAACACGAAGAAGGCUCGUCGGCGUCACUCCAAUCACUCCAUGGCAGAAUCAGCAAGGGCCAGUCGCCUACAGAAGGCCGUUCUGCACCGCUCGAGAGGCUGCGCAGCAUUCAUUCGGUGACGAAACGCAGUUUAUCUCUCGCUGGAGCAAGUGCGCGCGCCAGCGGUCUCCUUGGCCUACAUGUCGACGAAUCGGCCGAGGGCGGUGAGGACGCAAUCGAGCAGCUUACAGAGAAGGUCACAACUCCACGCCAUGCGAUGCUCUCCUCUUUGUCUCCGUCUCGCAGCGAUGAUGUUAACAUUAUCAGACAAAGUGCUCGCAAUCCCCCCAAACAGCUCCGGAAUCAGGCUUCGCACUCAACAAGCAUCCUUGCAGAUAGUUCCACGAGCGACUCAAACAUUGCAACUUCGUCGACUCGUGAUACACUGCAGAAGCACGUGCCUCGAAGACGCAUGAGUUUACCCAAACGUUUGUCGGGGCCAGAGAGCGCGCUCCCAUACCUACCAAAAUAUUUCUCUGCUAGCGGGCAAGGUUUCUUCGAGCGACGCAAGGGGAGAUCAGAUCGUCAGAGGUACGAUUCGCACGAGGAUGUGGGCCCACUACUCUCUCAGGAUGUCGCGCCUCUUGCCCGCCAUAGAGUGUCCAACGACACUGCCUUGAAGCCUGGUGCCAGAGAUUCUUCGACGGGAUCUUUGCCAACUGGCUCGCUGGGCAUCGUCCAAGACGCGCGCUGGAGAACGGGGAGUCUUCCGCCAAGUUCUGCUUCGUUCCGCUCUUUACAAGUAGGCAGGUCCUCUACUGGGGCACCUAUUAUUGCUGAUGCAAAGCACGGAGCAGGUACAUCCAACCAACGCUCCCGUUACCGCAGAUCUAUCAUCUCCUUGCCAACACGAGACCGUGCGCAGAGCUUCGCCGAGGAAAGCACUUUGCCGUACAUGGACCCCUUACGAAGCCAAGACUCAAUCCGCGAAGACUCUCGUGUGCGCAUUGCCAAGGACGCGACAGCAGCAGUGCAAGAGUUCUCCAGACUCAAGAGCGUUCAACCCCUGCGGCAGCCCUUGACACAGUCGCAUGCCGUCCUUUCGGGCGCUAGCAGGAAACUUCAGCUUGGUGCUGCUGCUGCAACGGCGCCUCAUAGUGACCCGGCGCUGCACAUCUCCAAUUCAACGCAGAUACUUACGCCGCAGAAUCAACUCUCUGCCGAAACGUUGAGCGAGAGUCUUGCCACCUCUACACCCAUGGCUGCAGUUUCCGAACCUGCCACAUCAAACGUCACCGGCAAUCUCUCAACCCGCGCCGACCCCGCUCACAGAAGUGAGGCUGAUGGCGGCAGUCAGACGAUCGUCGGUGACCUGCAGACCAGCAAGGUGUCAAAUCUUCAAAAGCAUCACUCCGAGUCUCGUCUGCGACCGCGCAGUGGACCGCCAUCGCCCCCGUCCGACAGUGUUGCCGACACACUGCGACAAUUGGAGGGCUGCGAAGAAGAGAUGCAACCCCUUCAGCCCUCAGCUUCUGGACCAUCUGGCCCUUACGGAUCCGCGGCGCUGCGCGGAGACGGUGCGAAGAAGCAGUCUGCGACUGCGGAUUUAGCUUUCAAGUCUCGGACCUCAAUGAUCGUAGAUGGACUGCCUCUCCUGAAUGUGGACGAUAUGGCCACUUCGCGCUUCUCGUGCACGUCAUCAGAAGAUGCGGUUAGCCUGCACGAAGAGAUGGACAGCAGCGAUCCAGCUGCUGUCGAAUACACGACAGGGAAAAAGAUGUCGCUGUACCGCGAAAGUGUGAAGAACUCUGACAGUCGAAAGUGCGCCGAGAUUCUGGAACAGCCUGUACCCGCUUCGCCUGACUCUUGGGUCAUCGAGAACGAGAUCCCUUCCAGACCUGUGGUCGAUUCUACGGGACGUGCCCCGUCCGCACCUCAAGAUUCGCAAGGCAGCCAUGCGCACCCAGAUCCUGUCGAGGUGCUCAACGACGGUCGGCAAAGUAAGUCGCGGCCCACAUCGCCCGCGGACACCGAUAUGAGCUGCACGGUGCGGCCUGAUCGAAACGACACGAGCCGCGACUUCUCGCGCGUACUGGGAUCUUGUGUUGGCGCCGCCAGCAGAGCAAGUGACUCAGGCUCGCUGGAAAUGUCGGAUGGGGUCGAUGGCAGCCCCACAGGACAAGCGCGUGACCACAUUGCAGGCUCUCGCCUCAGCUACUCAGGAUUGUCUUCCCGCAGCAAUGCGUCUUCUUUGUACACGGCGUUGCAGCAAGCGCGCAACGAUGCUCUCCUUGCCGAGAGCACAGCAAGGGCAUCUUCGGUCCGUUCCCGGCAGCUUGCCAAGCGCUGCGUAACCGUGCUCGAGCGCGUUGCCGAGGUAUGCGCGCUCUCGUCCGAUGUCAAGCACGCAGCUGAUCCAAAUCGAACGAGAGCAGCAUGGGGAGUAGAGACAUAUGACCAGGCACAGAGGCUGGUGAAAGACUUGCUUUCGUUCAUCGAGGAGAUUCCGACCAAUCAUCGCGAAGUGGCAGCUCGGCGCGGAGUCGACGGCACCGCUCUUGUGAUGCACGCUCAACGCGUCAGCACCAGUCAAGCGACGCUGAUUCGCUCCAAAGGUCCCAUGCGAGACACUGGCGAUUCUGCUCAGCAACGCCAAAGAUCAACAUCAGCCUCCUCAUCGGGAUUGUCGAUAAAGACUGCAAACGAAGUUCUUCCACCAUGUCCCACAUUACCUCACAGCUCCCCAGAGUCGCCGAGCACACCAUUCAAAUCUUCAGUCUCUGCCACUUCCUCGCCGAUGUCCUCAACGUUCGCGAUGCGCCCCUUGUCCCUCUCCAGAACAUCUCGCAGCGAUCUCUUCUCGCCUACUCGCAAGGCUAAAGAGAGUUCAGGAAGUGCCAGCACGCGCAGCACCAGCAGCACCACUUCUCGCGCCGGCCAAAUACCUUCGGGCCUGCCCGGUACGCUCAACGCUUCUCGUUACGUCAUGGCACCCGAAGAAGCCGCCUCUUGGUUGCACAAUCUCUCACCGAUGCCAAGCCCCGACUGACAAGUGUCGUGCGCGACAACGGCGAAGACCAUCUCGCACCACACUCGCCCGACUUCUGCGCAAUUCAGAGUGGCUCCAACUCGCUUAUUCUUGGCGUUUUCCCAACCGACAUCUCGUCAGCAUGUUCCUCU
Molecule: messenger RNA, 4442 nt
Organism: Ceraceosorus guamensis
Lineage: Eukaryota; Fungi; Basidiomycota; Exobasidiomycetes; Ceraceosorales; Ceraceosoraceae
Exons: 3
Coding region: 142-4311 (1389 amino acids)
Source: RefSeq, a predicted model, not a curated record